AUGUGUUGCAACUACAGGAACUCCUGUGGCUAUGGCUGUGGAUGUGGCUAUGGCUCAGGCUAUGGCUGUGGCUAUGGCUCCUGUUGUGGCUGUGGCUAUGGCUCGGGCUGUGGCUGUGGCUAUGGCUCGGGCUGUGGCUGUGGCUAUGGCUCGGGCUGUGGCUGUGGCUAUGGCUCAGGAUGUGGUUGUGGUUAUGGCUCCCGUUGUGGCUGGGGCUAUGGCUCAGGAUGUGGCUGUGGCUAUGGCUCAGGAUGGGGCUGUGGCUGUGGCUCAGGAUGGGGCUGUGGAAAAGGCUCCUGCUGUGGCUGUGGAUAUGGCUAUGGCUCUGGCUGCUGGGGCUACCGGCCAUUUUGCUACAGAAGAUGUUAUUCUUCUUGCUGCUAG
Molecule: messenger RNA, 384 nt
Organism: Lontra canadensis (Northern American river otter)
Lineage: Eukaryota; Metazoa; Chordata; Mammalia; Carnivora; Mustelidae
Product: keratin-associated protein 21-1-like
Exons: 1
Coding region: 1-384 (127 amino acids)
Source: RefSeq, a predicted model, not a curated record